Molecule: messenger RNA, 3422 nt
Organism: Rubroshorea leprosula
Lineage: Eukaryota; Viridiplantae; Streptophyta; Magnoliopsida; Malvales; Dipterocarpaceae
Source: the annotation of a GenBank genome assembly
UCCAUGCCCAUGCAUCAUUUAUUGGCUGAGGACUUCAAUAUCAAAAUGCCAGAGAUGCUUGGCCUUGUUCGAAUUUGGAAAAAAGGAUUGUUCCUCUCAUAAUUGAAGUGUUAAAAAUGCAAAAGACCUGGCCCACAUCUUUCUUCUCAAUUUGAUUUGUUUAUCAUCCCUCAAAUUUAGACACUCUAUAUAUACUCUUCUUGAGUAGUCUAUUGAGCCAAACAAAGAUAUGAGGAUCUUCACAAAGCUCUCUGCACCACUCUCACUCUGCCUCCUUCUUGUCUUCCUCUGUCUUAAAACUGCCAUCUCAUCCUCUAUACAUGCUUCUUCCUUCUCAACAACGCAUCUCUGUUCUCAUGAGGAGGCUCUUGCUUUGCUGCAAUUCAAGACAUCCUUCUCCAUCAAUUACACUGUUCCGCAUCCAGAUUAUCCAGAUUAUUGUGUGGAUAGGUUUUAUACUAAACCUAAUUAUUCUAAGAUUGAGUCAUGGAAGGAAGGUAUAGACUGUUGUUCCUGGGAUGGGGUUAGCUGUGAUAAUGUCACAGGCCAUGUAAUUGCCGUUAAUCUCAGCUGCAGUUUCCUUUAUGGCACCUUUCCUUCCAACAGCACUCUUUUCUCCCUCAGAAACCUGCAGAGCCUCAAUCUUGCCUUGAAUGAUUUUAGGCUUUCCAAGAUUCCACCAGAAAUCAGUCAGUUUACUAGACUAAAGCAUCUUGAUGUCUCUUCUUCUCAAUUUUCGGGCCAAGUUCCGAGAGAAAUUGCUCACCUCCCCAAGUUAGUUUCUCUCAAUCUCUCUAGUUACUUCUAUGAUGAUUCUCCUGAAUUGAUCCUUGAAACAACUACCUUCAGAGAUCUUGUUCACAACUUGAGUGAGGUGAGAGAACUUGUGCUUCGUGGAGUGAACAUGACAUCUGUUAAUCCUCGUUUCUUCAUGAAUCUCUCUUCUUCAUUGACUACUCUUGUUCUUUGGGAGAGUGCGUUAAGAGGAAACUUUCCAAACAGUAUUUUCCGCUUUCCAAAUCUCAAAAAUUUUUAUUUAAGUGGAUCUUUUGGAGAGCGAAACCUCACUAUUGAUCUUCCAAGUUCCAAUUGGAGCAGUCCUCUCCAACGAUUGUUUUUAGGUGAUAUGGAUUGCGGAAGGCGAUUGCGAGAGUCUAUAGGAGAUCUGAAGUCAUUACAGUUUCUGUAUCUUGGCUGCAACUUGGAAGGUUCCAUUCCAGCUUCCAUAGGGAACUUAUCUCAACUUACUUACCUAAGCAUCUUUUCUAACAAUCUUAGCGGACAAAUCCCACCAUCACUUGCAAACCUCACCCAACUUACCUCUCUUGACCUUUCCUAUAAUCAAUUUUCUGGUCCCAUUCCAGCUUCCAUAGGUAACUUAAGGCAACUUACUUUCCUAGCCCUUUCUUCUUGCAAUCUUAGCGGACAAAUCCCACCAUCACUUGGAAACCUCACCCAACUUACCCAUCUUUACCUUUCCUAUAAUCAGUUUUCUAGUCCCAUUCCAGCUUCCAUAGGUAACUUAAGGCAACUUACUGAACUAUCCCUCUAUUUUAACAGUCUUAGCGGACAAAUCCCACCAUCACUUGGAAACCUCACCCAACUUACCUAUCUUUCCCUUGCCCAUAAUCAGUUUUCUAGUCCCAUUCCAGCUUCCAUAGGUAACUUAAGGCAACUUACUAGUCUACACCUCUAUUAUAACAAUCUUAGCGGACAAAUCCCACCAUCACUUGCAAACCUCACACAACUUACCUUUCUUUACCUUUCUGAUAAUCAGUUUUCCGGCAUGUUGCCACCUUGGAUUUUCACCCUACCUUUGUUAGAGGCCUUGCAUCUCGAUCAUAACCAAUUUCAAGGUCAAAUAAGUCAAUUCCAGCAAAACUCACUCACAAACCUAGAUUUGUCAAACAAUAAACUCCAGGGCUCAAUUCCUAACUCAAUUGCUAAUUUAGUAAAUCUCGAAAUUCUUGACCUUUCUCAUAACAACUUAAUCGGGAAGAUUCCAAAUUGUCUUCCUAAGUCUCUCUCACUGUUGAAUUUGCAGGCCAAUUACUUUGAUGGAAAUAUACCAUUUGGGUUUCCAGAGGGCUGUGGAUUACUAAAUCUCAACUUACAUGGCAAUCAAAUGGACGGGCUAUUACCAAGGUCUUUGGUGAAUUGUCGCAUGUUAGAGGUUCUAGACGUUGGCAACAACAACAUAAGUGAUACAUUCCCUUAUUGGUUGGAAUCUCUACCACACCUUCAAGUGCUUGUCUUAAGGUCCAACAAGUUCCAUGGUUCCGUGCAGAGCACCAAAGAAAGUCCAUCUUUUCCCAAGUUACGAGUUCUGGACCUCUCCAGCAAUGAUUUUGUUGGUGCUUUGCCUGUUCGGUACAUUGAAAAUUUUAAUGCGAUGAUGGACCCUCAUAGAGACGGUGGUUCCCCUGAAUACAUGAAGGUGUCGACGGGAGACAAUUCUUAUCAAUAUUCACUGGUUGUGACAUUGAAGGGAUUCGACUAUGAGCUGCAGGGAAUCUUGACCAUAUUCAGUAGUAUUCAUCUCUCAAAUAACAAGUUUGAGGGAGAAAUUCCAGAUGUUAUGGGAAAGCUUAGUUCUCUCAAAGGGCUUAAUCUUUCUCAUAACAACCUUAUUGGUCAUAUUCCACCGUCACUAAGGAAUUUGACAAAUCUGGAAUGGUUGGAUCUCUCUUCCAACGAGCUGGCGGGGAAAAUUCCUGAUGAAUUGUCACUUCCCAUGUCGUAUAGUCUCCAAUUGUUUCAAUCCGUCCAUUUUUGGUGGAAUUUACACUUUGAGAUUGUGAAUACUUGGCAUUGUUGGUACAAGAGCUCUUCUGAGAUCGUUAAGUGAAAAAACGAUGAUCUGGGUGUUGACCAAGGUGAGGUUUUAGGCCUGGAUUUGGAGUCUCUGAAGAUUUUGCUGAAGUGGGGGGUCUUUCUGGGGGGCAAUGUUUUGUGGUUUUUUGGUUUUCUGGUGCAAGAGGGUGCUUGCGGUGAAGUGGUGAAUGCAAGGUACGGAGUGAUUGAGCAGUGGGCAUUGUUGUUGAGGAAUGCGUGGACUAAGGUUUCUACGGCUUCAAGAUAAUUGUGAAAUUAGUAAUUCUUCAGUGGAUUUUCAUCCAUACUGAUUUUCAUCCAUAUUCAUUCAUCUAUGCUCCUACUGCUACAUAUUACCAUACUUUCUUUUAUCUAUGCUUCCUUACAAAUUAUAAAUGACUUCUAUUUUGCUUGCAUUGAUCCUUUUGUUACUCUAAUGUUUUGGAUGAUUAUGAAAUUAUUUCUCAUAGGUGAUUAGAAUUCAAUGUUUUGGUACGUCUAGUAGGAAGGGAUGUUUAUUUCUCAGAAAUAUUAAUCGACUGGAGUUUGGUGAAUGUUGACAUUUUAAAAGAUGAGAGAAAACAAAGCAAUAAAAAAACCUGGUGAUG